AUGUCAUUGUGUUCCUAUCUAUCUAUCUAUCUAUCUAUCUAUCUAUCUAUCUAUCUAUCUAUCUAUCUGUCAUUCUGUUCCUAUCUAUCUAUCUCAUUCUUCCCAUGUGUUUCGAUGCACAUAUUUCUGUAUCUAUGUACCUACAUUACAAUUUAUUCAUUCCUGUCUUCAAUUCUUCCUUUCUUUCUUUCAUUCUUUUUCCUUUGUAACUUUCACCCUUUUCUUUUAUUUUCUUUCUCCCCCUUUCAUUUUUUUCUUUUUUUCUUUUUUAAACUUUCUCACUUUUCUUUCGUUCUUUUUCCCGUUUUUGCAUUUCUUGUUUCAUUUUCUUUUUUAUCCCUUUUCUUUCGUUCUUCUUUCAUUUUUAUUAUCUCUCUCUUUCUUUCGUUAAUAUUUUUCUCUCUUUCUUUCUUUCUUCCUUUAUAUCUUCCUUUCUUUCGUUUGAUGUAUUCUUUGUUUCUUUUGCUUCCUCUCUUUUUAUCUUUCUCACUUUUCUUUCUUUUUCUUCCUCCUUCACCCUAUUUCUUUCUAUUCAUUUUCUUUCUUUCCAUUUUUCUUUCUUUCUUUCUUUGUCUUUUUCUUUCAUUCAGUUUCUAUUUGUUUCUUUUCUCCUUUCUUUCAUCUUCUUUCUCUCUCGUUUUCCCCUCUCUCGUUUUCUCCUUGUUUCUUUUUUCCUUCUAUUCUUUCUUUUUUUAUUUUAUGUCUUUCUUAUCUUUACUUUUCUUCUUUCUUUCUUUCUUUCUUUCUUUCUUUCUUUUAUUACUUUUAUUAUCAACGUCCUUCGUGCCGAACCAGACGUCCCUCCCAGCGAGUAUUUUCUUUUCUUCUAAUAUUUUUCGUUUUACAUUCUUUUCUCUUCAUUUCUCCUUCAUAAAAUUUCUUUCUUUUUGUUUUGUUUGA
Messenger RNA from Acanthosepion pharaonis, 900 nucleotides. Lineage: Eukaryota; Metazoa; Mollusca; Cephalopoda; Sepiida; Sepiidae. The record is from the annotation of a GenBank genome assembly.